Molecule: messenger RNA, 1682 nt
Organism: Pantherophis guttatus
Lineage: Eukaryota; Metazoa; Chordata; Lepidosauria; Squamata; Colubridae
Gene: NAMPT
Product: nicotinamide phosphoribosyltransferase
Biological process (GO): NAD+ biosynthetic process
Molecular function (GO): nicotinamide phosphoribosyltransferase activity
Source: RefSeq, a predicted model, not a curated record
GAGAGGCGGCGGAGCCUCUUUUGCGCCUUUGAGCUCGAGGGGAGACUCGCCGGCGGGGCGAGCCUUGGAACGCGGUGCCCUUCAAGCUUUCCCAGCCGCUCCUCCGCCGCCCUUGCGCCGCUUCCUCCGGGCCCCAGCCAGCAUGGAAAGCGCCGCGCUCGGAGCCGAGUUCAACAUCCUGCUGGCCACGGACUCCUACAAGGUGACACAUUACAAACAGUAUCCACCCAACACAACCAAAGUUUAUUCCUACUUUGAAUGUCGUGAAAAGAAAACGGAGAACUCCAAAUUAAGGAAGGUCAAAUAUGAGGAAACGGUUUUUUAUGGAUUGCAGUACACACUUAAUAAAUACUUACAAGGCAAAGUGGUAACCAAAGAGAAAAUAAAGAUAGCCAAAGAAGUAUACAAGGAACAUUUUCAAGACGAUGUCUUCAAUGAACCAGGAUGGAACUAUAUUCUUGAGAAGUACGAUGGCCGUCUUCCUAUUGAAAUAAAGGCUGUUCCCGAGGGAUUUGUCAUUCCCAGGGGAAAUGUACUUUUCACAGUUGAAAACACGGAUCCAAAUUGUUACUGGCUCACAAACUGGAUUGAGACAAUUCUUGUUCAGUCAUGGUAUCCCAUCACAGUAGCUACAAAUUCCAGGGAACAGAAGAAGAUACUGGCAAAAUACUUGUUGGAAACCUCAGGCAGCUUAGAAGGACUGGAAUACAAGCUUCACGACUUCGGUUACAGAGGGGUGUCUUCGCAAGAGACUGCAGGAAUCGGAGCUUCGGCGCAUUUGGUGAACUUCAAAGGCACGGAUACCGUAGCAGGAAUUGUUUUAAUUAAGAAAUAUUACGGCACAAAAGACCCUGUCCCAGGUUAUUCCAUUCCAGCUGCUGAACACAGUACUAUAACAGCUUGGGGGAAAGACCACGAAAAAGAUGCUUUCAAACAUAUUGUGACCCAUUUCUCUUCAGUGCCUGUGUCUGUGGUCAGUGACAGUUACGACAUUUACAAUGCUUGCGAACAAAUCUGGGGUGAGGAUUUAAGGCAUUUGAUUGAGUCGAGAAGUGCAGAAGCUCCUCUGAUUAUCCGGCCAGAUUCCGGAAAUCCUCUGGACACGGUGCUGAAGGUUUUGGAAAUUUUAGGAAAGAAGUUCCCCAUUACAGAAAAUUCAAAAGGUUAUAAAGUGUUGCCACCUUACCUCAGAAUUAUUCAAGGAGACGGUGUGGAUAUCAACACAUUGCAAGAGAUUGUGGAGGGCAUGAAAAAGCAGAAAUGGAGCAUUGAAAACAUCUCCUUCGGCUCGGGUGGAGCCCUUCUGCAGAAAUUAACCAGAGAUCUCUUGAACUGCUCAUUCAAAUGCAGUUACGUGGUUACUAAUGGCCUCGGGGUGAAUGUCUUCAAAGAUCCCGUUGCCGAUCCCAACAAACGGUCAAAGAAAGGAAGGUUGUCCUUACACAGAACGCCGAACGGAGAUUUCGUCACGCUAGAAGAAGGCAAAGGGGAUCUAGAAGAAUAUGGACAGGACCUCCUUCACACGGUGUUUAAAAACGGCGUAGUAACGAAGAUGUACUCGUUCGACGAAAUCAGAGAAAAUGCCAAGUUGAAGACAAAUGAACUUUCCACGGCGUCUCACUAAAGUUUCAUUCCAUGUUGGUAUAUGUGCAACAAUUAUGUACUGAUAUUGGUUUCUUGUA